Messenger RNA from Aspergillus neoniger CBS 115656, 991 nucleotides. Its product is annotated as SDR family oxidoreductase. Gene Ontology annotation, molecular function: acylglycerone-phosphate reductase (NADP+) activity; triacylglycerol lipase activity. Lineage: Eukaryota; Fungi; Ascomycota; Eurotiomycetes; Eurotiales; Aspergillaceae. The coding region runs from base 18 to 845 and encodes 275 amino acids. Gene Ontology annotation, biological process: phosphatidic acid biosynthetic process; triglyceride catabolic process. Gene Ontology annotation, cellular component: lipid droplet; endoplasmic reticulum. The record is from RefSeq and is a predicted model, not a curated record. The transcript is spliced from 3 exons.
CAUCAAACUAACCAACCAUGUCCCUCCCAACCGUUCUCAUCACCGGCUGCAGCGCAGGCGGUAUCGGCUCCGCCCUAGCCGAGGCCUUCCACGAGCGGAACCACCACGUCAUUGCGACUGCCCGUUCCGAGGAGAAAAUGUCCCAUCUGUCAAAGUAUCCCAACAUGACGCUUCUCAAAUUAGAUGUGACUUCUGGCGAUGAUAUUACUGCCGCUGUGGAAGCUGUGAAAUCGCUUACCGGCGGAAAGCUCGACUACCUGGUUAACAACUCCGGUCUCCCGCUUACGUUUCCGGCACUGGAGACGGAUAUCGAGAAAGCCAGAGAGGUCUUUGAUGUCAACUUCUGGGGUGUUGUGAGAAUGGUGAACGCAUUCUCCGAGAUGAUCAUUGCAGCCAAGGGAGUUAUCGCGAAUCAUUGCUCUAUGGGUGGGGUCAUGACGGUUCCGUGGAAUGCAUUCUACACAUCUUCAAAAGCAGCAUUGAAAUCAUAUAGCGAGGGUCUACGCCAUGAGCUCGCACCAUUUGACGUCAAAGUCGUGACCAUCAUGACUGGUGUCGUGGGGUCGAAUCUCUGGACUCGCGCACCGGAGUUGAAUCUGGAGGGAUCAAGGUAUGCGCCUGCGACGAAGGAGAUAAUGGAUAUUGCGACGGGAGCGAAUACAGGCGGCACCAUGCCUUGCUCCGAUUAUGCCCGUCGGGUGGUUGAUGAUUUGGUGGGUGGGAAGACUGGGCUUAUUUGGAGGGGGAAGAUGGCCUCCAUUGGGUGGUUUUUGACGUCGUUUAUGCCGACGUGGGUUUUAGAUAUGAUGACGAAUCACAUGAGUGGACUGGACAAGCUGGGUUGAUGUGAGGAAGAGGUAGCAAAACUUAUAAAGGCUACGGUGUUCUUGGUGUUGUAGGGGAGUUUUCUAUUAUUCAAUCAGUGACUUGGAACCAAGACUUAUUGCAGGGGCAUAUAUGCUGUACGAUCAAUCAACAUGGAAUAUCGGAA